GCAAGGGAAGUGCCGGGUGGGGCCUAAGGGGGCGUGCACGUGAGUUGGCCUGCCCGGGGUCGUGGGCAUGGCCGAGGCCAGGAAGCGGCGGGAGCUGCUUCCCCUGAUCUACCAGCAUCUGCUGCAGGCGGGCUACGUGCGCGCGGCGCGGGAGGUGAAGGAACAGAGCGGCCAGAAGAGUUUCCAGACUCAGCCUGUCACCCUUUUGGACAUCUAUACACACUGGCAACAGACCUCAGAGCUUGGUCAGAAACGGAAGGCAGAGGACGAUGCAGCGCUGCAAGCCAAGAAGACCCGUGUGUCAGACCCCAUUAGCAGCUCAGAGAGCUCAGAAGAGGAGGAGGAGGAAGCAGAAGCCAAAACCACCAAAGCUACCCCAAGACUAGCAUCUAUGAACUCCUCAACCAUGGCAACAGAUUUACCAUUGAACCUGAAAGAAAAGGUCCAGGCAAAGACCAAGAAAGCCAACAAGACGGUGAACUCCCUGCCACACCCUGCCUCAGGAAAGGCGGUGGUGCACCUGCUCUCGGGGAAGUCUCCCAAGAAGCCAGCAGAGCCUUCGGCAAAUACCAUCUUGGUCUCAGAAACUGAGGAAGAGGGCAGUGUCUUGACCCUCAGAACUACUGCCAGGCCUGGGAUGGUGACAGCGGACCAGGCCAGCAGCUCCAGUGAGGACACUUCCAGCUCGAACGAUGAGACAGAUGUGGAGGUGAAACCCUCAGUAAAACCAGCCCAGGUCAAAGCUUCGCCAGCCCCUGCCAAAGAGUCUUCAGCAAGGGCAUCCCCAGGCCCUGGAAAGGUGGGCAGUGUGACUCCUCAGGUCAAAGGAGGUGCCCUGACCCCAGCUGAGAGGCCCAUGAAGCCAGAAAAGGAGUCCGAGAGCAGUGAGGAGGAGUCUGAGAGUGAGGAGGAGGCCCCCUCGAAGACACCCAGCCAGGUAAAGGCUUCUGAGAAAAUUCUCCAGGUUAGAGCUGCCUCAGUCUCUGCCAAAGGGACCCCUGGGAAAGGGACCAUCCCAGUCCCUCCUGGAAAGGCAGGGUCCAUAACCACACAGGCCAUGGCAAGGAAGCCAGAGCAGGACCUAGAGAGCAGCAGUGAGGAGGAGUCUGACAGUGAGGAGGAGAUGCCAGUGGCCAUGACCCCACUUCAGGCAAAGUCCUCAGGGAAGACUGCUCAGGUCAGAGCUGCCUCAUCCUCUACCAAGGAGUCCCCCCAGAAACGGGCCCCUCCGGCAUCCCAUACAAAGACAGAGUCUGCAGCUGCCCAGGUCCCAGCAGGGAGGCAGGAGGAUUCAGACUCGGAUUCAGACAGCAGCAGUGAGGAGUCAGACAGUGAUGGGGAGACACCGGCACCUGUGACCCUAACCACGAGCCCUGCUCAGGCAAAGCCCUCGGGGAAUAUCCUCCUGGUCAGACCUGCUUUGAGUCCUGCCAAGGGUCCCCUGGGGAAAGAGGCUGUCCCAGCACCCCCUCAGAAGGCAGGGCCUGUGACCACCCAGGUCAAGGCUGAAAAGACCAAGGAAGACUCAGAGAGCAGUGAGGAUUCAUCAGACAGUGAGGAGGAGGCACCAGCAGCUAUGACUCCAGCUCAGGCAAAACCAGAUCUGGGACCUCAAACCAAGGUUUCCACCAGGAAAAAAACCUCUAUCACUCCUGUAUCUGCCAGGAUCACCCCAGUGCAAAUAGGUACCCCAGCCCCCUGGAAAGCAGAAACAGUGACUUCUCCAGUCUACCCAUCCUCCUCCACUGUGGCCUGGGGUUCCCAGAGGCCAGAGAGUGAGGCUAUUCCUGCAGCAUCAGUGACACAGGGGAAGUCUGUGGGGAAAGGCCUCCAAGGGAGAGCUGCCUCUGGGCCAGGGGCCACCUCAGCACACCCUGGGAAGAGGGAACCUACAGGUGCCCCAGUCAGAGCUGAGGCUUCCGAAGACUCUGAAAGCAGUGAAGAGGAAUCCAGCAGUGAGGAGGCUGCAGUAACACCAACACAGGCAAAGCCCUUGGGGAAAACCCCUCAGGCCAAAGCCAAUCCAGCUUCCACCAAGGCAACUUCAGUCAAAGGGAUGGUGCCUGGAAAGACCACCACUGCAGUCACCCAAGCCAGACAGGGCACCCCUGCCAAGGGAAUGCCACCUGUGAGAACCCCCCAAAACAGUACUGUCUCCGUGAGGGGCAAGGUGUCAGUGCCACCCUUGGAGAAGGCAGGGACAAAGGAGGACUCGGAGAGCAGCAGCAAGGAGUCUGAGAGUGAAGAGGAAGAAGAGGAGGAGUCAGCCCAAGUAGGCCCGGGAGAGUCACAGGCAAAGCCUUCAGAGAAGAUAGGUCAAGUUAGAGCUGCCUCAGCCCCUGUCAAGAAGUCUCCCCAAAAAGGGACCCCUCCAGUACCCCAAGCAAAGACAGCUGUAGCUGCCCAAGUCCAGCCGAGGAAGCAAGAGGACUCAGACUCUGAUUCAGACAGUAGCAGCGAGGACUCGGACAGUGAUGGGGAGACACCAGCAGCUGUGACCCCAGCCCAGGAUGGUACUUCGAACACUGCCAGAAGCAAGGCCCUGGCCCCAGCACCUGCGAAGAAGAACACAGAAGGGUCCUCAGACAGCAGUGACGGGGAGCUGCCGUCAAGCCAGGUCAUUAAAACCCCUCCGAUUUUUGUCAACCCUAAUCGUGGUCCAGCUGGCCCAACUGCAACCCCCACACAAUCCCGGGCCUCAAGCUCCCUGAAGAAAGCUCAGGCCACGGACAGCACCACUGGGAGCUCCUCCUCUGAGAGCGAGGACAACAAGGAUAUGAUUCCCAUCAGGCAUUCCUCCACUCCUGCUAUUAGAAACAAUGUGGUAACUGUGCCUGCUGUCCCCACAAGGACAGCCCCCAGAGCUGGCAGCAGCGAGGAGUGCAGUCGAGUACCAAAAGGCAAGAAACAGGAGGUGGCGACCUCUCAGGUGACAAAGAGGAACCUGGCAUCCCUCCCAUUGACCCAAGCCACUCUGAAGGUCCUCUCCCAGAAGGCCAGUGAGGCCCAGCCUCCCGCCAGGACCCAAUCGUCAAGUGGGGGUGGCGGUACUGUGGGAGCACUCCCUAUGACACGUCCCCAGAACACCACUGUCCAGGCCAGAGUGGCCAACAAGCUCAGAAAACCCAUACUUCCUGAGGGCCAGCAGUCUACAACUACUCCCUCCAGCCACACCAAAGCCAAAUCCCCUGAGAGCUCAGAUGACAGCGAGGACAGCAGCGAUGCCUCUUCAGAGCGCAAGGAGGAUGCCAAGGGACCCCAGAUGGCCAAGUUGACCCCCAGGCUGGCAGGUCCAGCCCCCUCCAGGAGGGAGACUGUGGUGGAGGAGACCACAGCAGAGUCCAGUGAGGAUGAGGUGGUGGCACCUUCGCAGUCUCUCCUCUCAGGUUAUGUGACCCCUGGGCUGACCCUAGCCAAUUCCCAGGCUUCAAAGGCCACUCCCAGGCCAGACCUCAACCCCUCGGUUUCUUCUGCCACCAAAGAUAACCCAGAUGGCAAGCAGGAACCAGAGUCCCAACAUGCAGUGGGCAGCAUGUCCCCUCAAACAGGUAGAGAAGAGGCCAGCUCAGGCACCACACCUCAGAAGCCCCGGAAGCCCAGGAAGGGAACUGUGAACUCCACAGCUUCAACACAGACUCUACAGAGCAGCAUCACACAGCACCUCCUGGGCCAGCACUGGUCCUUGACUGAGGCACAGGUGCAGGCGUCAGUGGUGAAGGUCCUGACGGAGUUGCUAGAGCAAGAGAGAAAGAAGGCUGCAGGUACUGCCAAGGAGAGUGGCAGGAAGGGCCAAGCAGGCCAGAAGCGGAAGCUGUCUGGGGACCAGCUGGCUACUGGGGCCCCCAAGAGCAAGAAGAAGAAGCAGCCAGCAGUUGGGGAAGGUGGGGAGGGUACUGUUUCUCCAGGAAAGGUCUCAAGGACUUCCAAAGGGAAAUUAAAGAGAGACAAAACAAGUGACGAUGUCAAGAAGAAGGAGAAGGGACCUCCUGGCUCUCGAGGGGCCAAGGACAAGCCAGAAGGGGAGCUGGGAAUGGUUGAGGGUGGAGAUCAAAAUGAUCCAAAGAGCAAGAAGGAGAAGAAGAAAUCCAAUAAGAGUAAGUAACCCUUUUUCCCCAGGCAUACCCUGAAGGCUGUCAGGGACUUCAUUUCUCCUAUGUAGAAUGAAAGCCUUGAAAGUGGUUUGUGCAGGGUUGCAGGGCACCUAAUGGCAAAGCCAAAAGUAGAUUACAGAGCACCUAGGCCAGCACUGUGGGGCUGCCCCUAGAGCACACAGAGCCCCUUAUAGCAUCCUGUAGUAAAAUCUGCUUUCAGACAGGGAAUGGCAUCCUUAUCACCCCUGCCUCAAGUCAGCAGAUCUUGGAGGUACGCACUUCUCCUGCCAGCUCCUGGGGUGCAGAAUCCAGAAAUCAGGACAGGGAAGUCCUCAUCACAAACCCAUCUUUUCCCUAAGCCUCAGUUUCCCCAUAGUAAUAGCAGCCUUUUAUUGUACUUCAUGCAUGCAGUAGGAUUUCCUUCCAUCCUCAUGCCAACCCUGUACAGUAGGGGUUAUUGUAUUCCCAUUUUAUAGGUAGGAAACUGGUGAAAAGGAGAGAUGCUGCUUUACUGAGUGUACCCAGUUCCAGUCCUAGUCAGACCUCUUGAGCACUGUCCAUCAGUGGCAGAAAUUAAUGAGACUAUAGAUGUCUGGUGACCUGACUGCUCCAGAAUGAGGGCAGGGGCACCCUCAGAGUGGGACCUGCCAGUAGUUGGUGCUCAGAACUGUACCGGACUCCCACUUUUCUUUUUAAAUAAAUGUAUGGGAGUUUUAAAAAGUGAGUUAAUUUGCUGGAUGUGAUGGUAUGCCUGUAAUCCCAGCACUUGGGAGGCUGAGGCAGGAGGAUCAAGAGUUCUAGGCUAGCCUGGGUUACAUAACAAGACCCCAUCUUUAAAAAAGAAAGAAAGUGUUCAUUUAGGGCUGGGAAUGUGGCUAACAAUGGUAGAGCACUUGCUUAGCAUGCUUGAUGCUCUAGGUUCAGUCAAGUACUUGGAGCUCUACAGGUUGAAGUUUGAUUGACCCCAGAAUUCAGGAGUAAUAUUUGUUGUUCAGGAAGCUUAUUUUUUCCCCCUCAGAAAAAAAAGACAAGGACAAAAAGGAAAAGAAGAAGAAAGCAAAAAAGAAUACAACCAAAGACCCUGACUUACAAUUCCAGAAGAAAAAGAAGAAAAAGGUAAAAUUAGUUUUUGAGGGGUAUCAGUCCUAUCUCAUGCCCAAGAUUGGUCCCUGCCCCCUUUCCAUUCUCAGGCUCUUAUAAGGGACCUUGCAAAAGAUCCCAGCAGGUGCCACAUCCUCUGGAAGCCUUAGGAGUGUCCCUGUCUUGUCUGUGAGGUAGAAGGAUGUUGGGGGUAAAGAAGAGAGGGCAGGAGACC
Castor canadensis (American beaver) is the source of this 5406-nucleotide messenger RNA. NCBI's taxonomy places the organism in Eukaryota, Metazoa, Chordata, Mammalia, Rodentia, Castoridae. The record is from RefSeq and is a predicted model, not a curated record.